CACAAUUUUCAGGCGCGAGUUGAGAAAGUUGGGCAACACCAGAGUCUCUCACUCACACACACUUACGGACCGGUUGGUACACACUGAUCGUGAAAGAUGAUCGGACAGAAGAGCAUCAAGUCUUUUUUCUCUCCUGCAGGGAAGAAGCGAGAACUCGAUGAGCUGAAAGGCAGAGAACACGUGGCCCACGGGAAGAAGCUGAAAGUUGAAAGAGGUGACGACGAGCCGCUGAGUCCGGAGCAGCUCGAGCGGAUCGCCCGAAACAAAGCGGCGGCUCUUGAGCGCCUGUCGUCCCGCCGCGGGCCUGCGGGUGUCGGGGAGAGCUGGAGCCGCGCUCUGGGUGCCGAGUUCAACAAGAACUACUUCACAUCGUUACUGAACUUUGUGGAUGAUGAGAGGCAGAAACACACUGUGUAUCCACCUCUGGAGCAGGUGUUCACCUGGACACAGAUGUGCAAGAUUGAAGAUGUGAAGGUGGUUGUUCUCGGUCAGGAUCCAUACCACGGUCCGAAUCAGGCUCAUGGCUUGUGUUUCAGCGUGCAGAGACCUGUCCCACCUCCACCAAGUUUGGUGAACAUGUAUAAAGAACUGGAGUCGGACAUCAAAGGCUUCCAGCAUCCAGGCCACGGAGAUCUGACAGGAUGGGCGAAGCAAGGGGUUCUGCUGCUAAACGCCGUGUUGACGGUGAGAGCGCAUCAGGCCAACUCGCACAAAGACAAAGGAUGGGAGACGUUCACGGACGCCGUGGUGCAGUGGCUCAGCACCAACCUGGACGGCCUGGUCUUCAUGCUGUGGGGCGCGUACGCGCAGAAGAAAGGCGCCGCGAUCGAUAGGAAACGACACCACGUCCUCCAAGCAGUUCACCCGUCCCCGCUUUCCGCACACCGCGGCUUCUUUGGGUGCAAACACUUCUCGAAGACUAACGAGCUCCUCCUGAAAUCUGGGAAAAAGCCAAUAGACUGGAAAGCGCUGUAAGUUCGGCGACCUCGAACCAUAACACCGUUCUGCCUGUUCAGGAAGCUCUUCACCGCGACGCGACGGCCUGUGUGCUGAUCCGACGCAGGUGUACACUAUUUUACACUGUUACGCUACAGCCUCUCGUUCCUCUUCAAUGAAACAAGGUUUCAUGUUAACAGUAUUUUUUGUAUGUUCUAAUUGUUGUGUUGAUCUGCAAUUCUGUUUUUUUUUUUCCUGAAACCUUGUGUUCUAUAGCGUUUCUUUUCUUUUCUUCAUACACUUGCACUUUCUUCAAAAACUUGUUCGUUUUUUAUUCUUUUUCAAAGGAUGUUUCUCUUAAUAAACUUGAUUAAACAAC
Silurus meridionalis is the source of this 1315-nucleotide messenger RNA. RefSeq names its product uracil DNA glycosylase a (gene unga). The record is from RefSeq and is a predicted model, not a curated record. The coding region runs from base 97 to 975 and encodes 292 amino acids. The transcript has 7 exons. Gene Ontology annotation, cellular component: nucleus; mitochondrion. NCBI's taxonomy places the organism in Eukaryota, Metazoa, Chordata, Actinopteri, Siluriformes, Siluridae. Gene Ontology annotation, molecular function: uracil DNA N-glycosylase activity. Gene Ontology annotation, biological process: base-excision repair, AP site formation via deaminated base removal; base-excision repair.